AUGAACUUCGUACGAUUCUCUGUCUCCGUGGCACUGGUAAUGUGCGCACGAACCUCGGCUGCACCGGCACCGAAUGAGACCUUCUCGAAACAAUGCAUUCAGCUGGAAGUGCCGCUGCGAAUCAACGCCAACAACAGCGCCUUUGAUCUUCCCCGAGUCGACAGCAAUACAGAUGCUGUGGACUGCAUUUGGGACCUGACCACCUGGUCACAUAAUGCGACCGGGCGCGUUACAGGCGUUAUUCCCAUCGAUGACACGUUUACCAUCAGUGCUCAGUUGUGCGUCCCGCCGCAUGGGAGCAAGUCUGAUAUUCUGCAAAUCGCAACACAUGGGAUCGGGUUCGAUAAAAGAUACUGGGACGUUGAGCUCAAUCCAGAACAAUAUUCCUACGUCGACUCGGCGCUUCGAUAUGGAUACUCGAUUCUCACAUACGACCGUCUCGGCACAGGAAAUUCUACCAAGGCCGAUGCCUACGAAGUGGUGCAGGCUGGUGUGGAAAUCGAAAUUGUCCGGGACCUGACUGAACUAGCGCGCAAUGGAGAUCUGGUCCAUUCUUCAAAGGUGGUCGGCGCGUCGUGCGAUGAUGUCUCAGCAUUCGAAGCCUACAAGCCCAGCAAGAUCGCUCAUAUCGGCCACUCGUACGGCUCAUUCAUGACUUCAGGUCUACUGUCUCGCUACGGCAACCUCAGUGACGGCGCCAUACUGACCGGCUUCUUGAUCAACGAGCACCUGCUCAACGAAGUUGGAGCCGAGGCCUUUGGCUACGAAUUUGCGGCCGAAAGUGAUCCCGACCGCUUUGCAGAUCGUCCAUCGGGAUACAUUGUGUCGGCCACGGAAAGCAACAUCCAGCAGAUAUUCUUGAAGAAGGGCACAUUCGAGCCCGAGCUGCUACAGUAUGCCGAGCAGAUCAAGCAACCAAAUGCUGUCGCGGAACUCGUCUCGGGCAGCCAGGCGUUCGGCAGGCCGGCCACAGACUACAAGGGGCCGCUACAGAUUUUCGUCGGUGAAUAUGAUUACCCCGUCUGCGAUGGUGACUGCAACAACGUCUACAACUUGAGGAACAUCAGUGCCCUGUAUCCCGCUGCAUCCAACAUCUCAGUAUAUCUUCAACCCGGCACUGGACAUGGGCUGACGCUCUCCACGAACGCCACGGCCGGCUACGAGAUCAAACCCGUAGUAUUGGCACUAGACAGGGCUACAUUCAUCAGCCGCUGGGCGCUGCGCCUCGAAGUAUUUGGAUUAUUGUCGGGAGAGUCAGAGUUCUGGAGUGUAUAUUUUGAGGAAGAUCUCAACUCAGUGUCCCCUGCUGAUACAAAUGUGAUGAGCGGCUCCCUCGGUGCUCGAGUCGGCAUACCCUCGAGCCUCUCCACAAGUCUGUUGGACGCCCGAGAUCUCGAGCUGCUGAGCCACUACCUUUCGCACACAAGCCGGACCAUCGCCUACGACCGUGACGACCUCUACGCGCUGCACGUCGGGAUCCCCAACCUCGCCUUCAGCAGCAAGCCGCUGAUGAGCUCGAUGCUCGCGCUGGCCGCCGCGUGCCAGUGCCACGACCUGCUGGCGCAGUCCACGGACGGGCCGGACAUGGCGCGCAUCCAGGAGCUGCUGGUGCUCGCCGAGCAGCACCACGGCACGUCGCUGCGGCAGAUCCAGGAGGACAUUCCGUCCACACAGCGGUACGACCACGUUCUCGCGAACGCGGCGCUGAUGGUUUUGUAUGGGUCCGCGAGUCACUGGGUCCGCAUACGGCUGGCUGGGAUGUGCGAGGCGCGCGGCGUGCGCCCUCCCGGUGAGUUCGUGCCGGUGCAGUCACAGUGGAUGUCCCUGAUUCGCGCGGUGCAUUCUGCGUAUGUUGGACUCCUUGCCGACCAGGCUCAGAAUCCGGGGAUGACGGAAGUGAAGGACUAUGUCAGGGAUAGUCCACCGCAUCGUGAUUUCGGCGACGUGGACAUUGCGUGCCCUCAGGACGGGCCCUCCGACGAGACGAGGCGUUUGUUCCUCCCUGUAGCUGCUGCCACGUCGAAGUCUGCCAUGGAAAAGCUGCGCGCAAGAGCCCGCCAGGUCGAAAGGAGAGCUAAUGUCGGGGCCGCGGGCCUUCAAGUGUGCAUGGAGGCUCUGAGGGUGCUCGAAACAAUAAUAAGCGAAACAUUCGGGGGCAGGGGACACACCAGCUUUUCUCCCGGCACACCAGGGUCGCUUAUGGAAGAUCAAAAGGAGCCAGGCUACCUUCGCUCGCUAGGCCGGUUGUCCAAUGUGGCCCCCUGGCUGAGAAACUAUACAGCGCGAGUCACUAUGAACAGUACAGACUCGCAGCCGCUGCGGCGCACCGUCAACGCUUUCCUCAACCGCGUGCCUACAGCGUAUCUGCACAUGGUGCAGGCGACCCUUGAGCAUAUCCCCUUGAGGACAGCCGGCCAUGAUGCAAACAGAGUGCAGGAGACCACCCCUGACUGUGGCGAUAGCGAUAGCCCUGCACACCGGCUUGCCAUGGACAUCUUCGCCCACUGGCUUGUACUUAUGCUGUUGCUGGACGGUGUGUGGUGGAUUGGAGGCAUCGGUGCCUGGGAGCUGGGCAGGGUGGUUGCGUAUAUGCGGGAGGGAGGCAAGAUUGAUGGAGGAGACGAGAUAGAGAAUGAGGCGUGGUGGCCUGAGAGUAUGUACAUAAUAAGGAUGGAGAUGGAGAACUGCCAUCUCAUGUUCUCAAUGGCCUGA
Messenger RNA from Diaporthe amygdali, 2712 nucleotides. RefSeq lists its product as uncharacterized. The coding region runs from base 1 to 2712 and encodes 903 amino acids. Gene Ontology annotation, molecular function: DNA-binding transcription factor activity, RNA polymerase II-specific. Gene Ontology annotation, biological process: regulation of transcription by RNA polymerase II. NCBI's taxonomy places the organism in Eukaryota, Fungi, Ascomycota, Sordariomycetes, Diaporthales, Diaporthaceae. The record is from RefSeq and is a predicted model, not a curated record. The transcript is spliced from 7 exons.